AAUUAAAUACAGGGCUUUUUUCCGUGUUAAUACGUCACAUUUGCGUGGACCUGAUUGGUGGAAAUCCCUCUCCUCUGUAAACCAAUGGCAUUAAGAGCUGUACAAAGAGAUCUACUCUGUCUUAGUGAGAAGCGUCAGCUCGGAAGCCCUACAAUGUCCUGCGCAAGGAGAGACGGAUGCAGACACGAAGCAUGAAUUUUACUGUUCAUUUCCAAGCCUCGUCUGCGUUGGAUUACAAACAAUAUCUUCAGUUCAGAGGUUGGGACUGGGGUGAGACGAUAUGGAGCGGACGGGACGUGGAAUGAUGUGGAACAAAUUGUCAACAUGGCAGGUGCUUCUGUGGUGGCAUAAUUUCUUUAUCUUGUGGAGUACAAUAGACUCACAGACUCGCUACAGCGUUCCUGAGGAGCUGAAACAGGGAUCCAUGGUGGGAAAUAUAGCCAAAGAUUUGGGUUUGCUCGUACCUGAACUGCUUCGGCGUAAAAUGCGGAUAACCUCGGAGGCUGGUAAGCAGUAUUUUAAAGUAGACUUGGGAAAGGGAGAGCUGCUGGUGACCGACAGGAUAGACAGGGAGGAACUGUGUGGACAAAGACCGUCCUGUUUGCUGCCUUUGGAACUGGUUAUAGAUGACCCGCUGCAGGUGCACAGAGUUGAAAUUGAAAUACAGGAUACGAAUGAUCAUUCCCCUAGUUUUCCCACUAAAGAGAAAGUGGUGAAAAUCGCAGAGUUAGUAAAUCCAGGUGCGCGGUUUCCUUUAGAAAGCGCCACUGAUCCUGAUGUCGGUGCUAAUUCUGUACGCACGUAUCUCAUUAGCAAAAAUGAGCAUUUUAAAUUAACAGUUAAAAAUCUUAAAGAUGGGAGAAAGAUUCCUGAACUGGUGCUUGAAAAGCCCCUUGAUCGAGAGACGCAGGCUGUACACAACCUCGUCAUUACAGCUGUUGAUGGAGGAGAUCCGGUGCGUUCAGGGACGUCGGAAAUUACAGUCAUAGUGCUCGAUAACAAUGAUAAUGCGCCGCAAUUUGAAAAACAAGUAUAUGAAGCUAAUGUCAGCGAAAGGUCUGAAAUUGGAACCGAAAUCCUGCAGGUUAAAGCUUCAGAUGCAGAUGAAGGACUGAAUGGAGAAAUAGAAUAUGUGUUUGCGGAGCAAACGUCAGAUAUAAUUUUAUCCUUGUUUGACAUCAACCCGUCCACUGGGGUUAUUACUGUCAAAGGGGUUUUAGACCAUGAAUCAAAUCCUUUACACAGAUUCGAUAUAACUGCAAAAGACAAAGGAAAUCCGGAAAUGGACGGGCAUUGUGGAGUGGAAAUCAAAAUAAAUGACAUCAAUGACAAUAAUCCAGAAAUAGUUGUUACCUCUUUAACAACGCCCGUUCCCGAAGACUCUGCAAUCGGAACAGUCAUUGCAAUCAUAAGCACAAGAGACGCAGAUUCAGGUGACAAUGGGAAAGUGACAUUAACGUUGUCAAACAAAUCCCAGUUCAAAUUAAACCCAUCGAUCUCAAAACAUUUUUCACUAGUCACAAAUGGUCCACUUGACCGUGAAACAAACAGCCAGUAUAGUGUUCAGAUAACCGCCUCUGAUUCUGGAAAACCGCCAUUAACAAGUGAAAAAACAAUAAUAGUUCAACUUUUAGAUGUGAAUGACAAUCCUCCAGUUUUCUCUCAAAGUUUGUACACAGUUUAUGUUAAAGAAAACAAUGCUCCAGGGAUGAUUUUGUGCUCAGUAUUAGCAUCUGAUCUGGAUUCUGGUGAAAACGCAAAGAUCUCUUACUCCAUACUGGACUCUAAAGUGCAGGACGUCUCUGUCUCGUCUUAUGUUUACAUUAACUCAGAUAACGGGAGCAUCUACAGCAUGCACUCGUUUGACUAUGAGAAGCUGAAAGUGUUUCAGAUUCAGGUUCAGGCAAAGGACCAGGGCUCUCCCUCUCUCAGCAGCAACGCCACUGUCCAUGUUUUCAUCCUGGACCAGAACGAUAAUACCCCCGCUGUUAUUUACCCCUCCUCCGCUGCCCUGGGCUCCCUCUCUCAUCAGAGGAUGCCCCGCUCCGCUAAAGCGGGUCACCUGGUUACCAAGGUAACAGCAGUGGACGCUGAUUCGGGUCAUAAUGCCUGGAUCUCAUACAGACUGGCGGAGGCCACAGACGCCUCUCUGUUCACCGUCAAUCAGUACACAGGAGAGGUGAGGACUAAACGCGCUGUGUACGAGCAGGACGACUCCUCUCAGAGGCUGCUGAUAGAGAUCAAGGACGACGGGCAACCGGUUCAGUCCGCCACCGCCACGGUGUCCAUCCUACUGGAGGACGGUCUCCAUGAACCCAUUUUAGACCUCCGACACAAAAUGUCCGAGCCCAGCAAGAAAACUGGCAGAAUCACCCUUUAUUUGAUUCUGUCUCUGGCCUCAGUGUCCGUGCUGUCUCUGGUGACUUUUCUCGUCCUGGCGGUGAAAUGUAUCAGGGGCAGCAGAAGCAGCGGGAGCUGCUGCAUGAGAAGGAGCGACUGUGAUGAUUACAAGAACCCCAACAGGAACCUGCAGAUUCAGCUCAACACUGAUGGACCUAUAAAAUACGUGGAGGUCCUGGGAGGAGACAUGAUGUCUCAGAGUCAGUCGUUCAGGUCCUGCAUGUCUCCCAUGUCAGAGUACAGUGAUUUCACAUUGAUCAAACCCAGCAGCACCACAGACUUUAAAGAAGUCAUCAGUGUUCUGGACGCGUCUUUACCCGACAGCACCUGGACCUUUGAGAGCCAACAGGUGAGCUAA
Molecule: messenger RNA, 2758 nt
Organism: Gambusia affinis (western mosquitofish)
Lineage: Eukaryota; Metazoa; Chordata; Actinopteri; Cyprinodontiformes; Poeciliidae
Gene: pcdh1g22
Product: protocadherin 1 gamma 22
Exons: 1
Coding region: 281-2758 (825 amino acids)
Biological process (GO): homophilic cell-cell adhesion
Cellular component (GO): plasma membrane
Molecular function (GO): calcium ion binding
Source: RefSeq, a predicted model, not a curated record